CCCGUCCCCCACCGAUUCUCCAAAACAAAAGCCCCGAAGAAACCCCACCAAACUCCUCCAUCCUCCGCUCCCAUUUCCUUCGUGCCGUCCGCCUCCGCCGUCUCGUCUGCCACCCCUCGCCACCCCCUCUCCUCCCCAAGGAGCGCAGCCGCGGAGCCCCUCGCCCCCGUCUCCCAUGGCGGCCUCUCUCCUCCACGCAGCCGCCUCCUCCCCGCUCGCGGGCCCCUACCCGGCCGCCCGCGCGGCCUUCCGCCCCCUCGCUUCCUCCCCAUUCCUGCGCCUCGCGCGCUCCUCUCCCGACCGCCGUGCCCGACUGGACUUCCCGCUCCGGGCGCUCUCGGGUGGCGCUCGCCUCUCCACCGGAGUGGCCGCCCUCCGUCCUCGCCGCUUCGUCGCCGCCCUCGCGGGGGAGGAACCGAUGAGUUCAGAAUUGGGUGAUGACAAGGAAAAGGAAACGGAAAAGAUCGAAAUAGAGCCUGAGGAGGCCCAGGAAGUGUGGAGGGAAAUGCUCAAGCAGUUCAAGGCCGAGGCCAUCCGAAUGCAGGCCCUGACAACGCAGGCAUACGAUGUCUACUCCAAGAGGGCGAGGGAGGUGCUGUUAGAGGCCUCAGAGAAGCUAAGGAUCCAGGCAGAUAAAGCACAAAAGGACCUGACCAUUAUCGCUGCAGAGGUUGGUGAGGAGGGGCAGGAAUAUCUACAGCUGGCAGCUAAGAACUCCCCAGAUUCAAUCAAGGAUAUCACCGAGACAAUCAAUGCAGUUGGCAACCUCAAUGGGCCAUCAGAGUAUAAGGAUUAUCAUGUCGGCAUUUCAUUUGGUACCUUUCUUACUGUAGGAGGUUUCCUGAACUUCAUGCUAACUGGAAGUACAUCUGCAAUUCGCUUUGGCUUUGUUCUUGGCUUUGCACUAUUGGCUCUGGGUAUCUCAAGUUUGAGAUCACAAAGAGCAGGCGGUCGUCAGCCUCGUCUUCUGCUGAAAGGGCAAGCUGCUAUUGCAAGCGUUAUCUUCUUCAAGGACUUGUCAGUUUUCUUCAGGUAUGGGUGGUUUCCAAAUGUUUUCGCGGUCCUUCUCAGUGGAAUGGUGGCGACCUUUUACAUUCAUCGCAUUGUGACUGGUGGCCACAAAGGUCGCGCGGAGAGCAGUUCAGAUAACUAAUGGUUAUACAACACACUUGGAUGAAUCAUAUUGUCCGCGGAAACUUGGGUUCUGAAGAUUGAUGGCGACCCUUCGCCUUAAGGUUUCCUUCUUUCAUCAGCCUUCAACUCAGGCACACUCUGUGGUGUCUCUGAACUCUUAAGUGGUUCUAUACAGUGAUACCUGGACUCACAAGACUUGCCUCGCAUACUCGCCCCUCACCUUUGUUCCUUUCCUCGUGUAAUAUAGAUGCUGCCCCAUAAGCAGAAUAAGGAAUGGCCCUUGAAGGUCUCUAGUAUGUAUCAAUCUGUUCAUCAUUUAUGUUGUUUAUUUAUGCAACGUAGUUGUAACACAUUGAAUAUCCAGUGAAAUCCCAAAAAUCGGUCUGUCUCACUCA
Triticum dicoccoides is the source of this 1529-nucleotide messenger RNA. RefSeq names its product protein FATTY ACID EXPORT 3, chloroplastic-like. NCBI's taxonomy places the organism in Eukaryota, Viridiplantae, Streptophyta, Magnoliopsida, Poales, Poaceae. The record is from RefSeq and is a predicted model, not a curated record. Gene Ontology annotation, molecular function: fatty acid transmembrane transporter activity. The coding region runs from base 176 to 1153 and encodes 325 amino acids. Gene Ontology annotation, biological process: fatty acid transport. Gene Ontology annotation, cellular component: chloroplast inner membrane. The transcript has 7 exons.